AUAAUCCGCUUCUAGCUUGUUUGGAAGCGUGGGCAGUUGGGAGCCGGACUUCUGCGCGAAUCCCUUGCAGGGGCUUGGAAAGGAGGAGGAUUGGGGGUGGCUGCUCAGAGAAUCACACCUCCGCUGCCUGGAGGGUUCAUAGGGGCCUUCCUGUUUCUCUCCCCCCUUUAUUUGGGGGUAUCCCUCGCGGAUAAAGGGAUGAGUUUUUUUAGUUUCUUAAAAAGCAAGCUGCAGUAAAGAAGAGCUGCCCCAGGUCGAGGGGAGGAGAGGAAGUGCACGGCCGUCGGUAACGUGCUGCCGGGUCCCAGGAUGGAAGAGUGAAGCCCCCGCCGCAUCGCGCCGGUCCCAGCUCGCGGAGCCCGCCAGCAGCCAGUCCCCGGAGAGGAGAGCGCCCUGAGGGUGCAGGGUGGCCGCCUGGUCCAGGAAUGUUUACCCUUGCGGAAGUUGCUUCACUUAAUGACAUUCAGCCAACUUACCGAAUCCUGAAACCAUGGUGGGACGUGUUUAUGGAUUACCUGGCUGUCGUUAUGCUGAUGGUAGCCAUCUUUGCAGGAACCAUGCAACUUACCAAAGAUCAGGUGGUCUGCUUGCCAGUAUUGCCAGCUCCUGUAAGUUCAAAGGCACAUGCUACACCAGGAAAUGCCGACGUUACCACCAACAUCCCGAAGAUGGAAUCAGCCACAGACCAAGACCAAGAUGGGCGGAUGACAAAUGAGAUUUCCUUUGGCGCAUCUGCUGUGACACCUGACAUACCUCUCAGAGCCGCAUAUCCUCGUGCAGAUUCCACGGUUCCAAAUCAGGAGGCCAAGAAAGAGAAGAAAGACCCAACUGGCCGAAAGACAAACUUGGAUUUUCAGCAAUAUGUGUUUAUUAAUCAGAUGUGUUACCAUCUGGCCCUUCCGUGGUAUUCCAAGUACUUUCCAUAUCUUGCUCUUAUACAUACUAUUAUUCUCAUGGUCAGUAGCAACUUUUGGUUCAAAUAUCCCAAAACAUGCUCAAAAGUAGAGCAUUUCGUUUCGAUCUUAGGAAAGUGCUUUGAAUCUCCUUGGACUACUAAAGCGUUGUCUGAGACAGCGUGUGAAGACUCGGAGGAAAACAAGCAGAGAAUAACAGGUGCCCAGACUCUACCAAAGCAUGUGUCUACAAGCAGUGAUGAAGGGAGCCCCAGCGCCAGCACCCCGAUGAUCAACAAGACUGGAUUCAAAUUUUCAGCCGAGAAGCCCGUGAUUGAAGUCCCCAGCAUGACCAUCCUGGAUAAAAAGGAUGGUGAACAGGCCAAAGCCCUGUUCGAGAAAGUGCGGAAGUUUCGUGCUCACGUGGAAGACAGUGACCUGAUCUAUAAACUCUAUGUGGUCCAAACAGUUAUCAAAACAGCCAAAUUCAUUUUCAUUCUCUGCUACACAGCAAAUUUUGUCAACGCAAUCAGCUUUGAACACGUCUGCAAGCCCAAAGUGGAGCACCUGACCGGUUACGAGGUGUUCGAGUGCACCCACAACAUGGCGUACAUGCUGAAAAAGCUGCUCAUCAGUUACAUAUCCAUCAUUUGUGUGUAUGGUUUUAUCUGCCUCUACACUCUCUUCUGGUUAUUCAGGAUUCCUUUGAAGGAAUACUCUUUUGAAAAAGUCAGAGAAGAGAGCAGUUUCAGUGACAUUCCAGAUGUCAAAAAUGAUUUUGCGUUCCUUCUCCACAUGGUAGACCAGUAUGACCAGCUCUAUUCCAAGCGUUUUGGGGUGUUCUUGUCAGAAGUCAGUGAAAAUAAACUUCGGGAAAUUAGUUUGAACCAUGAGUGGACAUUUGAAAAACUGAGGCAGCACGUGUCACGCAAUGCCCAGGACAAGCAGGAGCUGCAUUUGUUUAUGCUGUCAGGCGUGCCUGAUGCUGUCUUUGACCUCACAGACCUGGAUGUGCUAAAACUCGAGCUGAUUCCAGAAGCUAAACUUCCUGCUAAGAUUUCUCAGAUGACUAAUCUCCAAGAGCUUCACCUGUGCCACUGCCCUGCAAAAGUGGAGCAGACUGCUUUCAGCUUUCUCCGCGAUCACUUGAGAUGCCUUCACGUGAAGUUCACUGAUGUGGCAGAAAUUCCUGCCUGGGUGUAUCUGCUCAAAAACCUUCGCGAACUGUACUUGAUAGGCAAUUUGAACUCUGAAAACAAUAAGAUGAUAGGCCUCGAAUCUCUCCGAGAGUUGCGGCACCUUAAGAUCCUCCACGUGAAGAGCAAUUUGACCAAAGUCCCCUCCAACAUUACUGAUGUGGCCCCACAUCUCACCAAGUUAGUCAUUCAUAAUGACGGCACUAAACUCCUGGUACUGAACAGCCUUAAGAAAAUGAUGAAUGUUGCCGAGCUUGAACUCCAGAACUGUGAGCUAGAGAGAAUUCCACAUGCUAUUUUCAGCCUCUCUAACUUACAGGAACUGGAUUUAAAGUCAAAUAACAUCCGCACAAUUGAAGAAAUCAUCAGUUUCCAGCAUUUAAAACGACUGACUUGUUUAAAAUUAUGGCAUAAUAAAAUUGUCACCAUUCCACCCUCCAUCACCCACGUCAAAAACUUGGAGUCACUUUAUUUCUCUAACAACAAGCUGGAAUCCCUACCAGUGGCAGUGUUUAGUUUACAGAAACUCAGAUGCUUAGAUGUGAGUUACAACAACAUUUCCAUGAUCCCAAUAGAAAUAGGAUUGCUUCAGAACCUGCAGCAUUUGCAUAUCACGGGGAACAAAGUGGACGUUCUGCCGAAACAGCUGUUUAAAUGUGUUAAGUUGAGGACUUUGAAUCUGGGGCAAAACUGCAUCACAUCCCUCCCAGAGAAAAUCGGUCAGCUGUCACAGCUCACCCAGCUGGAGCUAAAGGGGAAUUGCUUGGACCGCCUGCCAGCCCAGCUGGGCCAGUGUCGCCUGCUCAAGAAAAGUGGGCUUGUGGUGGAAGAUCACCUUUUUGACACCCUGCCCCUCGAAGUCAAAGAAGCAUUGAAUCAAGAUAUAAAUAUUCCUUUUGCAAAUGGGAUUUAAACUGAGAUCCUGCCUGCACAUACAUGUGCAGGAACCACUUCCUAGAUUGCAGAUGUUCACGUACCAGUUAUUGCAAGAUGAUGCAUUUUAGGAGUAGAUACACCUUUAAAAAUACAACACAGGGAGAGGACGCAUAGAAGGCUGAUAGAAAACAUAACUGAAUGUUCAGCGUUUGUAGUGUUUUAAGUCAUUUACUUCCAAAUCUUUUCUCUCUUUUUCUUUUUUCUGGGGAAAGGGAAGGAAAAAUUAUAAUCACUAAUCUUGGUUUCUUUUUAAAUUGUUUGUAACUUGGAUGCUGCCGCUACUGAAUGUUUACAAAUUGCUUGCCUGCUAAAGUAAAUGAUUAAAUUGACAUUUUCUUACUAUGCCACCUUUUUUUGAGGUGUCUUGAUUUACUUUGCAUAAGUGGUAUAAUAAUGCUUUAAUUCAGACCACUGAAGGCACAUCAGGUAAAUUUAGAUUUGCUGAAAUACUGAUUUCUUUUUUGUUUUAAUUUCAAGCACCUAAAAUAAGCACUUCUUAUAAUAUUUAACUGGUGCUACUGCUUCUGAGAAUCCCGUUUUAUAGAUUUUACACUCUUGAAGGCCUGAAUUGCAGCAAAAGAGUGUGGAUCAUUGAGGGAGUUGUGUUUGUUUGUUUUUUAAGAAUAAAUAUCAAAGAAAAAAUAAAAGAACUCUUUCCUUACUAAUAGUUGUUUUCCAUAGUCUGGAGUUCUGCUUAUAUGAUAUGCUUUUCUAUCACUACUAUAGAGCUGCCAAUAAAUAGAAAAUGUUAGUUUAAAAUAAAUUUAAUUACAAC
This is a messenger RNA of Odocoileus virginianus texanus, 3800 nucleotides long. NCBI's taxonomy places the organism in Eukaryota, Metazoa, Chordata, Mammalia, Artiodactyla, Cervidae. The record is from RefSeq and is a predicted model, not a curated record.